AAUUCUGCAAGUGGUUCUGAUUUACUAUCGCUGUUCUCUAGCUGGUCUAAAACCGCUUUUUAUAUAAAGGGACGCUUUUUGGACACCAUGGACGUUUCUCAGUUUCAAGGCAGUAAAAACAGUAAAAAUGCAGGCAGGGCACAGGACAAAGCACUCGGGACAAAAUGUAUGUGAAAUGCUUUGAUACAUGAAUGUCCCUUUUUAACAUUUUUAAGUUUCCCCACCAGUUCCAGCCCCCGUAUGUCCUGUACGUCCCAACGCUCGCAGGGACCAGAACCCGGAAGACGGAUGCUGGCAUCAGCCGGAGGAGAUGGCCCGGGACGCUGCAGGGGGGACAU
Messenger RNA from Staurois parvus, 338 nucleotides. The record is from the annotation of a GenBank genome assembly. NCBI's taxonomy places the organism in Eukaryota, Metazoa, Chordata, Amphibia, Anura, Ranidae.